UCACCGUCUAAAAAGGGAGACAACCACGGAGCCCCACACUUUUAGACUCUUAUCACUCCCUCAACCCGAAACCUAAACUCCCACCUCGUAGGAAUUCACGAAAGGAAAUAUUUCUGACCACGAGGACGAGGCUCAAAGGACACCUCCCCCAAAUAUGAGACCACCCGCUUGGGUGUCAAGGGUCAAAGGGUGUCAACCAGGGUCCACUGAGAGAAUUUAGCAGAGGUUAGACAGAAUACGUCAUAGUAAAGUUUCACUUGGCCUGACAUUGGAUUCACUCUGAGGUACUUGGAUCAUUCUGCCAUGUGCAUGCAGACAUCAGCCACCCUGUAGUGUGUGUGUGUGUGUGUGUGUGUGUGUGUGUAUAAAACUGUGCAUUGAAAGUUACCUAUUGGUGCUGGCUGUGUGAAUAUAAUGUUUUAAUACUUAAGUAGCCAACACCAGUCUAACAAGCUGGACAGUUUAUGCUUAAACAUUGAAUUAAGGUGCUCUGGCAAAACUCUUUAACCUGGCUAGCCCUCAUCUGGACUCAGGCUGACAGGAACAUCCACCGGGGUUGGGAGUAGGGUCUCGAAAGGCAAUAUGGAUACAGUCAUUCGUCCACAUGUGCCCUCUAAUGGCUGACAUUAACACAACAACACUACCCAGUCGUCUUUCCCAGAACCAGGCAGGUAUGCCCACUCUUCUUUAGAGCCUCUCUGCGUCCACUUACAAAUUCCAAAUGUCCUGCCUCAGGCGUCAGCCUGUCACCAUCCCCAUGGACACGGUCAAGAUCAUCCAGUCUGAGAAGUUCCCCAGAGAGUGCACGGUGCCCGUCACUCAGCCUCGCUUCGCCCCGCCCCCCAGAGUGGCAUGGGAUGGCGGUGGUGAAGGGGAGAUCAUUGUCAACCAGGCUUGCAGCGACCUAACGCUUGACAUGACGGUGGCGACCCCCAGGCCCAUGGUGUCCCCCCAGGUCCCCGUUGCCCGGAGGGAGCAAAGUUUCUUAGCGCAGCGCAAAACCAGUGCCAACGAGAUCUGCUACCACCAGUUUCACUACAAGAUGGAUGACGUGAUUGUCAACCAAUAUGUUCUACGCUCCUCCUCCACGUCCUCAUCUUCGUCCUCGACCUCUUCGGGGCCCCCCAUGCCCUGCGAGCCCCUGGACUGCCCCACCUGCGGCCACACCUACAACUUCGCCGGCAAGCGCCCUCGCAUCUUGUCCUGUCUGCACUCGGUGUGCGAGGAGUGCCUGCAGAUCCUCUACGAGUCGUGCCCCAAGUACAAGUUCAUCUCCUGCCCCACAUGCCGCCGCGAGACCGUGCUGUUUACCGACUACGGCUUGGCAGCUCUCGCCAUCAACACCAGCAUCCUGAGCCGGCUUCCCGCCGACCCCAACGGGCCCGUGCAGUGGGGCGGGGACGCCGACCGCAGUUGCUACCAGACUGUGCGCCAGUACUGCCAGUCGGCCUGCACCUGCCACAUUGUCAACCCGCUGUCCUCCUGCGGCAUCAUGUAGACAAAAUGCGGGCGCCACGUAACGCUGCUCAGCCACACCUUUGUCGACUAUAAGCUCUUCCCUACCCCUCACGCGCACACACAAACAGUCAAUACUCCCUCCACAGAUGACGUAUCUCUAUAUAUUUAAUAGGACAGAUGGAUGCUGUGUGGGACUAAUGGAUGCCGACAAUUCAAUAGAUAGCAAUUAUAUGUAUUUUACGUAUGGACUGCAAUCCUGUUCACCCUCUCGUUUGGUUGGAUGUGUUUGUCAUCUCUUUUCAUGGGAAUGCCAAGGGAGGUCAAU
Syngnathoides biaculeatus (alligator pipefish) is the source of this 1783-nucleotide messenger RNA. It is a transcript of the gene rnf208, whose product is annotated as ring finger protein 208. The coding region runs from base 722 to 1498 and encodes 258 amino acids. The transcript has a single exon. The record is from RefSeq and is a predicted model, not a curated record. NCBI's taxonomy places the organism in Eukaryota, Metazoa, Chordata, Actinopteri, Syngnathiformes, Syngnathidae. Gene Ontology annotation, molecular function: ubiquitin protein ligase activity. Gene Ontology annotation, biological process: protein ubiquitination.